Messenger RNA from Venustampulla echinocandica, 2997 nucleotides. RefSeq lists its product as uncharacterized. The transcript has 2 exons. The record is from RefSeq and is a predicted model, not a curated record. Lineage: Eukaryota; Fungi; Ascomycota; Leotiomycetes; Helotiales; Pleuroascaceae. Bases 1 to 2997 code for a protein of 998 amino acids.
AUGCCCGAGGAUCUCCGCCGUACUACGAGAGGCAGCCAUAAUGACCCAGAGCCUAAGCAUGCUCGAAAAAGACAACAGCGAGCAGCUUCCUGCGACUCGACUUUCAGAGAUGGACAGAGAAGACAGCCUCGUCCAUCAGUAUCUCCACUAGUAGCUUGGGAUGAUUCCGCCCUCCACGACAAGCACUACAUUCCUUUCAGGGACGAUAGUGAUUUGUUUCAAUUGGAAGAUGCCCAGAUGGGCAUUGCUAUACGGCGAGCGGAGAACAUAAACGUCUUUCACGACUCUGCCAGCGAGGAAUACCUGUCAUCGAGGCCUUCUUCUCCUGCAGAGAGUGAUUCGGUAGAAGACUUUGUGGAGAAGCGGUUUUCACGACCUGCCGAGUACUUUCAGGAGCUGGAUGAUAUGACAUCUAAGAUAUAUCAAAACACGGUAUUCAAGCGAUAUAUCGAUGGAACAAAACAUCGGCCAUUCGAUACCAAGAUUAACUUCGAUCCCGAAACCCCAUUUCUCGAGAAUGCAUCAUUCCAACAAUGCGGGACAGAGGAGAUACUCUGGUUUUGUCAGGAGGUCACAUAUUUGGCAAACAAGAACAUACCUGGUCCAUCCCAUCCCCUACACCUAGCGGAUCAUCGAAUGUAUGCUCGAGUACUUGAUCAAUUGGCGAACUUCAUUGAAUGCCGCAAUAUCAUUUCCAGGGCCUGGGAGAAUAUCAAGACAAUGAAAGAAGCACAUUAUUGUGGCAGCUUUAUCAGCCUGCUCGUUCUCGACCGCACGCGCCAGAAUGUUGCCAGACUCGUUCGAAUUGAAUGCGGCAAGAUAGAAGAGUUGGUGAACACAUUCGAGAUAUGCCUCUUCCAGAUCAUCUCUGGCAUUCCCAAUGAUGUCUUGCUUGAGGUUGUCAAUACAUACGCGAGUGAGGUCUCGGCGGCUUGUCGACAGCUGCUCGUCGAUCUUGAUAUGAAAAUUCCAAUUAAGCUUAAAGACCUCUGGCGAUGUACUGUUCAUGUUCUCGAUUUUGCAGUCCUGUCCUACGCUGGUGCUCACACGCAGGUCUUUGGCAAUCAUCAAGUUAUAUCCGUUACGUUACCAGGCCCUUUCUUGGAGACGCAGUACUUUGGGGUUCGUCGAAGAUCUUUUUCGUGUCUCAGCGAGUUCCUCGGUCGGCAGCAGGUUUGGGUACUUGAAAGUUUUGAUACGUAUCUUUCGAGCCUACUCGGACUCGAGGAGCCGCCUCACUUAUCUUUGUCGACGGACGCCAUGACAUUUGGGGACAUUUGGGGACCAAUGUGGAAGUCCUCCGUUCUUGGUGAUGAAGAGCGGAUCGUUCAAUACAAAGUUGGGAAUGGGGUCAUAAUUCCCUGCCAUACACUAUCGGAGGGCUCACGAGACGCAGUGAAGGCUCAAAAGGGCGAAAUACUAAAAGGCGAAGUACUCUGUCAUUGGAUGUCAAACAAAGAGAGCCGCGAAGACAAGGAUUUCGCAAGGGCAUCAUAUCUGCGCGAGAACGACAUCCUUCUCAUAGGAGCCAGUGUCAGGUUGGAAGACAAAGGCGGAUGCCCUGAAUCGACAGCCCAGCUCAGAGAACGAUUUAGGGACUCUGGGGCUCUUUCUGAGCCUAGUACUGUCAGUCCUGGCUGGGAAUUGAGUACCGUAACAGGGGCACUGCAGGUUACACCACCAUUUGUCACUGGCGGUCUUCAAAGACAAUACAAGUUACGAGUGGGGCGGUAUAUGACGAAGUGUUUGAUCGAACAUUGGAAAAACGACUCUGAGAGUCGAAAUGUUGAAGUUCUAGAGCAGUGGUUGGGUCUUGAAGUUUCCGCAUGCACAUACAAUAGCCGCAGGAUAAGACUGAUCGAGCUAUUUGGGACGCAGACUAUGCUAAAUCACUUGCGGAAUGCAUCAAUCCAAUGGACAGACCCAGAAUGCGAGAGAAAUUUCUACUCUGCGCUUCAAGAUUCAGACUACAAAGCGUUCCGUAGGCUGUAUAAGUCUCGGCGUGGCUGGCAAACUGAUCUGGGUAAAGCCAUUGGAUGUGGCUUCGACAAACUGGAGGACACCGGCAAGACCAUAGAGGGAGACCUUGCAUUGUUCUGGGCUCCGGAUACUCAGCCAGGGAGGAAAGUCACAUUGCGAUCGAGAGAACUAUCUUGGAUUGGCUUCUUGGAAGAGACUAAAGAUAGUGGGACACUAGCCGUACUUGAGAGCAAUUGCCUAGAAUUUCCCAAUCGGGUCCUAGGCAAGAAAUGCCAGCAUAAUCGCUUCGAUCCCAAACAUAUAGGCGGCGGGAUCUCUCCCCUGAGCCAAAUUCGUGAUGGAUCGCUUCUGCAGACAUCGAGUCACUUGAAUAGUUCCUGUGUCCCGAACUCUCUGCAUGGAGGACGUCGCAGAAUAAGGAAUUCUAGGCAUGGUGGUUCGGCUCCAAGGCAUAAAUUUGGUUGGUGUUUAACAGCCUUGAAAGAGGGCGAUGUAUUUGAGUUCGGCGCGCAAGGUCAUCUCAAGGUCAUCACACAGCUCAGUAAGGACCAGGUGCUAGUAGAAUGGCGCAAUCCGAACAGACCCCAGGAUAUCUUGCGCGAUGUUUCACACAGAGUCUUGACAAUGGCAAGUGUCACGCCUAUAAUCCGCAAUGUUGUCGACAGUCCCCCACCUCCUCUUAUGCACUAUGAACGCAUAAAGGCAGAGGACAGCAACACCAAACCAGUACACUUUCUUAUCAUCAGCAAAUCUAGGAAAAUGCUGCGCUCCGGUCCAUCUUCACGAAGAUCAUUUUUGCAUGCCGAUUCGAAUCCCACAGUCCAUCGAUACGAAUCCGACUUUUCUCCGCGCGGUAUUCCCAGAACCACAACAUCUCAACCAAUUAUCUCGCAAAGAGUACAUGACGACUUGAUCAGGAGGGAGAUUGUACACAGAGUUUCCAGGCAAUUGGAAAUUCUGCCAGCCCGGGUCGAUAACAACGAAGAGACAACGUCGCAAGGUAGAGCUCGAAGAUAG